Molecule: messenger RNA, 273 nt
Organism: Leptosia nina
Lineage: Eukaryota; Metazoa; Arthropoda; Insecta; Lepidoptera; Pieridae
Source: the annotation of a GenBank genome assembly
AUGGCAAAAUUGAACUGGGUCUUCGUCUGCACGUUGCUGUUAGCUCUGUUCUCGAUUUUUGCAACUGGAAACGCCUGUAAAAAGAAAAUACCGUGUACUGGUCGCGCGCCUUGUCGACGCGGUCCGUAUAAGGAUGGUAUGGAAACGGAGCUCUUCCAAGAGGUGGUGGUUCUGCUGGUGACUCUGCUGCUGUCCUACUUGGAGUCCUGUUUCGCCUGCACCAGGGUCAGAUAUAACGACUGUACGGAUUCCAAUGCCAAGUGCAGAAAAUAA